AUGAAGGCUCACAUUGUCAGACAAGGGGGAACCCGAUCACGGAGCCUACAGGCGGAGUUUUCCCUUCUCAUGCAGUGGGCAGAGCAAAACCUCACCUCCCUGUCAGCAGAGCACCUCAGCGGGGAGCAGAAUACCACAGCAGGCUGGCUCAGCCGCCACAGGGUUCUGCCAUGGGAGUGGUCUUUACACCCGCAGGUGUUCACCAGAAUUCAGCUGAGGUACAGCCGGCUAGAGAUAGACCUCUUCGCAACAAAUCUCAGUCACCAGCUGCCUCGCUUCUUCGCGGAGCACCAGUCCCUGGGAGCGGAGGGCCCACCUAGUGCUGAUUGCUCCCUGGUGGCCAUGGAGACCAUGGUUCUCGGAGCUCCUCAACCUCUCAGUCGCAGAUCCGUGGAGGCUAACACGGAGGCCGCCACCCUCCAACCACAGCCCACGGUGGCUUUGCUUCCCAUUAUCCUCGAGUGUCUGGAAUGUGUCUUUCAGCUCCGGCAAUACCUCUUGCAUGUCUUGAUGGCGGAUAGAGAGGGGAACAAUACGUCACUCUCUGCUCGAGACACCCCUCCUCCCGCCGCCCCAAAACGUGGCUGGCCCUCCGUCCAAAGCGCUCUAUUACGAGGGUCCCGCCCCGGGAGGGGUGGCUCCGCGGAGGGCCUUUUCCUUCUAGAGAAGCACUGCGGGGCCAGGCAGAGGAGAGCCCUGGCCCUUCUCGCCCCCGGAACUCCUCCUGAUAAGGGAGCUUUGAACGCGGAGGUUCCUCCUUGUUUUAAGAAGAAGCAGACCAAGCACACGGAAAGGAGAUGGAACACAAGCACAGAGUCAGAAAGAAGGUCAUACGAGAACCCGAGCCUACACCGCACUCUGCACACCUUGGACAAGAACAUCCAGUAUCUCACCUGGCAAAUGCAACGCAUCAGUGGCACGAUCUCACGGAGUCCAUCAAACACUUCCGUGGCGUCCAUCACCUCCGUUUACAGCUGGGGACAUUCAUCUGGAGAUGCUGCUCACUAUAGCAUGUUGGGAUCGCCUCCCUCCCCCGUGCCUGUCACCCUAGAAGAAGAAGAAGAAGAAGCUCAUCUCACCAGGUCCUCCCGGCUGGGGUUCCGUCAGGCCCGACAGAGGUCCCACUCCGACCCCAAGGCCAACGUCAACCUGCAUCAGGCGCAGCUGCAGGGCCGGUGGGGAGGCCCUCCGCCCCGGUCCAACUCCACGACCAGGCUGAUCCCCAGCGCUCCUUCCUUGUGCUCAGCUGUCAAACCCUUAGGCAUGCCUGCCCACUCUCUGAGACGAGACAGCAGAAUCGGCUUUCUGGACUACAAGGUCCAGGAGCUGCUCGACUGGCACGUGCACAGGAAACAUCGGCAAAAGGAAGUGGUGCCAUCGCCCCGGGCCCCCAGCCCCAAAGGCAGGGCACGGGCGGGCAGCGCCACCAUCCCGAAAGGGGGGAUACUGCAGUGGGUGAGCCAGCAGCUCUCCAUCUGCCCAAGGCCAGGUAGCCACACACCCCCUCCAGCCCUUCCGCAGAGGUGUCAAACCCCACCCAAGGCCUCUCACGUACGAAGCCCCGGCCCCUGCCCCAGGACCCCCGGGCCUCCCCCCGAAGACUUCCUGGCUCCCCCCAACCUGUUCUGCAAGUCUGGAAGCUGCAGCAGUCUGCGGGGACAAGCGGAGGGCAAGAUGGGCAGCGGGGCUGCCAAGGAGGGCCUGGGGGGCAUCUUCAGUCUGCUUGGGCAAAGCAAGAGCCCCCCCCUGCCUAAGGACCCCGGGAGACCCAGGACCCGCAAAGGGAAGGAGAGGGAUAGCGGGGCCAGGAGAUCACCGAGCACCCCCAAGGAGGCCAGAGCUGGCAGCCCCAAGGACAAGCCGAGGGAGAUCGAGGUCAGCGCAAUGGUGGACAGGAAGGUGUGCUGGGGCAACGCCUUGCCUGACGCCCCAGAGGCCCACAUCGCCUUUGAGCAGCGGAGCACAGUGCUGCCGCCGUUCCUGGACCCCUCUUUCAUGUGCCAGAACCAGCUGGAGCUGCCCUGCAUGACGGCAGCCCGAGUGGAGCUGCACCACGAGAACAACAGGCGUGCUGUGCUCCCCCCCAAGCCCCAGUGCCUGGCCCACAGCAUCGUGGAGUCGCUAGACACAGACCAGGCCACGCGGGACCUGCACCUGUGCCUGGCCAAGACGCUGGAGAAGGGGCGCGCCCGGCCGAGCGUGGAGUACCCCGUGUGCCUGCUCUGUGGCCGCUGCACCCCCUACUGCCCCCACCCGCGCCCGCGUCACAGCCCAUCCCUCCUGGUCUACCCGCGGCUGAGCGUCCGGGAAGGCGAGGUCCACAUGUGCCUGGGCUUCCUCCUGAAGAUCAAGAGGUCUGAGGCCAGCGAGUGGGGGCUGCUGCAAGCGGUGGGCGCCUCCAAGCAGCCCCUGGGGAAAGAGGGGCCCCCCAGGCACGAGAGGAGCAGGAGCAGGCACAGGAAGAGUCGGGGAGCCGAAACCCAGCCUCAGUCCCCAGAGAAGGCGCCACGCUUGCCCAAGCAGCAGCCGCCCGCGCAGGGAGGGGACCCAAGGGCCAGAGGCCGGAGGAGUGUUCCUAGGCGCUCCCCACAACCAUCCAAAAGACGCCACCAGCCGCAACUGGGAAAGCCGGCCUCGUCGGCAGCAGCAGCGUGGGUCCACGCCAAGCCCCCCAAGAACCCCCCCAGCGUCCUGAAACAGCUGCUGUUAUACAUAAAGAACGCCUGGGCUAAGAUGCGAGGGAGAGCCCCCAAGGAGCAGGGCUCUACGGCUUCUCUGUGCAAGUUGGGGGGGGCCCUUGGGCCCCCUGGAACACUGGGGGUUCCUUCAGCCACUGCCUCUGAGCCCCACAACCAAGGGGGGAUUUUGCUUCACAGGCAGGGCUCUCGGCCCAUGGUUGGGAGCUACAAAGAACUCCUGCCUCCUGCCGGGCAAGCCUCUGCCUUGGGGCACUGGAGGUUGUCCCUGAAUCUGGACGAGCCCGAGGCUCCCCGGGCCCCCAAGAAAGGGGAGAACCGCCACACAAAGGCAGCUUCUUCUGGGGCAUCAAAGAAAUUGGCGAGACAGUCUUCCCCGGCACAAACGAGGAAGGCGCCCUCCAAGCAAGCAUCCCGCAGAGACAACAUGUACUGAGAGCCUCAGCGGGGAUGCCCAACCUGCUCGCCUUGGGCGGGGGCCUUCUCCUGCAGGUGUAACCCCUAUGGGUUAUAUUGGUUUGGUCCAGUGGGUGGAGAAACCUUAUGGAAGGAUUGUAUUAAGGAGUUGAGUACAAACCGUGAGGAAGCUGAAGAGAAAAGGAGCUGUUAAUGCCAGGGAGUAAGGACUAGGCCCUUGUCACCUUGAAUUAGGGCUUUGAAGUUUGCAAUUGGAAAAUUCCGAAUUUUCUCUACUGGACUUUCUGCAAGCAACUUCUUCAGUUAUGUCUUGCUGAAUGCAUUGGACUUUGGGAAUUAUUAUGUUAAGAUAUAUGAUAUAUU
Messenger RNA from Rhineura floridana, 3476 nucleotides. RefSeq lists its product as uncharacterized. The record is from RefSeq and is a predicted model, not a curated record. The coding region runs from base 1 to 3132 and encodes 1043 amino acids. Lineage: Eukaryota; Metazoa; Chordata; Lepidosauria; Squamata; Rhineuridae. The transcript has 6 exons.